UUGAAUGCACAAAUUUCCAAAUCUGAAAACUGAGAGAGAGCUUGACAAAAGAAAUUUGUGCCAAUUUAAUCAAAUCUCUUAGGUAUCAGUAGCCCAUUCGAUCUGGUGUUGUUGCAAAUUAAAAGAGCAGCUGGUCCAACUGCAGAAGUAGUAGUUGAGUUGAGGCGAAUCGGAACUUGAGUAUUAUGUAUGCAUCUCUCCACCGGCUGUAUAGUGAAUAUGAAUCAGACAUCAUCACUUCUGGGAGAAAUGCAAUGAGAAGGAGAAGGCGCAGCGCUGGAGGAGGGAACAAAAUCCAAACAUAUUCCUUGAAAUGAAUCCAUACAAGAAAAACCAUUGAAGGGAGAUGACAAAUAAUUUAGCCCGUUUCAUUGCUGAGAGCUAGGGUUUUUCCCUGGCUAUGCAUAUUUUCUGAGAUACAAAACCCUACCAUUCCAGUGAGAAAAAUGAUAUGAAAAAGUUAUGUCGAUGUCGAUGUGGAUAUGGGUGCUCCUCGCAGCCAAAAAAGUAACCUUUUUUCGGGGAUUCCCAUCAUCCAAUGUAAGUAAAGAGUUUUUGCGUUCUCCUGCGUGUGCUUUUUCUGGGAAGAAUCAGUACAUAUCUGUUGCUUUGAGUAUAAAUGGUAAAGGAAAUAGUAAUAGUAGUGGAAAUGAAGAGGCAAAUACAAUGCCGAAUGGUGAUCUAGUGCAGCAAGUUUGUAAAAUAAUCUGCCAAAAUGGGUGGCAAAAGGAUGAGAGUGCCAGUGUCGUAAAAAAUUUAAGUUGGAGAUUAACCCCGGAAGAUAUACACAAGGUUUUAGAAAAUCGGAGCAGUUACAGUCCAAGGUCUGCCCUGCAGUUCUUUUACUGGAUGCAGCGACAGCGGCCUGGAUACAAGCAUAGCGUGGAUUGCUAUGUGACCGUGCUAAAGAUGCUCUUGAGGGAGAGGGAAAUGGGCAAGGCAGAGAAUUUGAGAAUAGCCAUGAUCAAGGGGUGUACCGAAGUGGAGGAAAUGGAAAGGGCUAUGGAAUUCUUGUUUUUGUUGCACAACCAAGGUGAUUUCAAGUUCACUCUCCAAGCUUAUAAUUCUCUUUUAGUCAUGCUAGCAAGGCUCGAUAUGGUCACUGCAGCACAGGGUGUUUAUGAGGAUAUGAUCAAGAGUGGAAUUAAGCUAGUCCCUAUGACAUUCAAUACUAUGAUAAAUGCCUUGUGCAAGCAUGGUAAGGUACAAGAGGCCCAGCUUGUAUUGGGAAAGUUUCUUCAGGAAGGUUGGUAUGCUAACACUUUCACCUACACCUCCUUUGUCCUCGGUCACUGCAGGAACGGCAAUGUGGAUCAAGCAUUCAGGGUUUUUCGCAAAAUGCAGAAAGAAGAGGCUUGUGCUCCCAAUUCUGUCACUUAUACUAAUCUUAUAAAUGGUCUCUUCACUGUGGGUAGAAUAGAGGAGGCUUUUCAAAUGUUGGUUGAGAUGGUAGAGAAUGGAAUCGAGCCUACAGUUCACACCUAUACUCUGCCCAUCACAAUUCUUUGUGAAAGAGGACAGUUGCAGGAGGCACGUGAUUUAUUAAGGUACAUGGUUGAGAGAGGAUGCCAACCCAACAUUCAUACUUAUACUACAUUGAUCAACAGCUUGUGCAAAGCAGAUAGGCUGGACGAGGCAAACGAAUUAUUUGAUAAUAUAGUAAAACAAGGCGUAAGGCCUAAUGUAGUCACUUACAAUGCUCUUAUUUAUGGCCUCUGCAAAAAAAAUAAGGUCGAUGCUGCAUUUGAGCUUCUACAAAAAAUGGAGAAGAGUGCUUGCAAACCAAAUACUCAAACAUUUAAUGAACUUAUCGACGGACUAUGCAAGGAAGAGGGAAUGCAUAAGGCCAUGUUGCUUUUUGAUAAAAUGUCCAAAAUGGGUUUGUCUCCUACACCUGUCACAUUUAAUACAUUAAUUGAUGGCUAUUGCAAAACGGGAAACCUGGAAAAUGCAUUUAGGCUGUUUGACAUGAUGCAGAAAACUGGAUGUGAGCCUAACCUUUACACCUAUACUGAACUGAUUAAAGGACUUUGUAGGAAGGGGAUGCUGGAUCGGGCCAAUGAUUUAUUUGUUAAUUUGUCUGAGAAAGGCUUGAUACCAAACGAAGUAACUUACACUGCAUUAAUUGAUGGCUACUGCAAGCAUGGCCAAGUUCACAAAGGCCUCAAGUUGAUAGCCCAGAUGAAGAAAAAUGGUUAUGAACCGAAUGCUGAUACUUACAAUGCACUCAUUAAUGGGCUAUGCAAGGACGAUAAGCUUUCUGAGGCAGACAAUUUAUUUCACAGAAUGGUAGAGGAUGGCGUGGUUCCCACUGUGUACACUUACACAGACCUGAUUCAUGCAUUUUGCAAAGCAAAUAAGAUGGAUCAAGCAUUUAAACUUUUUGAGGAAAUGAAAAAUUGUGAGUGUGAACCAGAUGCCCACACAUAUAGUGCUCUUAUUUAUGGCCGUUGCAGAGAAGGAAAGUCAGUAGAAGCAGAAUUGCUUCUUGGAGAAAUGGAGGAAAAAGGCCUUAAACUAGAUCAAGUAACUUAUAACACUCUCAUUGAUACUAACAUUCAAGCAGGUGAAAUUAAUCAUGCUUUCGGUAUUCUGAGAAGAAUGAUCAGGAAUAAAUGCCAACCUGAUUAUCUGACUUACCAUUUGCUUAUGAUUGGGCUCAGGGGGGUGGCAAAAAGCAUUGCCAGAGAACACGCAACACUUGACGUGAACCCUAAAGUUAAUGAUAUUCAUCUUCCUAGCAUGCUUAUUGAUAAAAUGGUAGAAUAUGAUUGCCAACCUACUACUGGUACCUAUGCUGUUUUGGUAGCUGGAUUAUGCAAAGUCGGAAGGUUGUAUGAGGCAGACAAGUUGGUCCAAAGUAUGCGAGAAAGAGGCUUGGUUCCCAAUGGAUCAAUAAAUGCCUCUCUUGCAAUGGGGUAUUGCCAAGAAGGGAAAUCUGCACGUGCCUUGAAGAUUUUAGAAUCGAUGGUUAAAAAUGGGUUUGAACUUAGCCUAUCUAUAUGCAACGCAGUGCUUACUGGUCUUUAUAGAGAAGGAAAUAAAACAAAGGCAGACAUAUUUUUUGAUGAUGUUAUUAUCAGCAGUUUUAGUUCUGAUGAAAUUACUUGGACCGUGCUCAUUGAUGGGCUUCUCAAAGAAGGUGCAAUUGAUGUUUGCCUGAAGCUGCUAGAGAGGAUGGAGGAGAGAGGCUCUGAGCCUAGUGUCCAAACAUAUUCUCUAUUAACUAGAGAACUUUUUAAACAAGAUAAGACAAUGGAAGCAAAAGCACUUGUUGAUAAGAUGAUGGAGAAGGGUUUUGUUAUGGAAGAAGCUCUUCCAUGUUGACUUUAAUGAAUUGCAUAUCUAUUUUGUUGCUUAAUUCAAAAUAGCACACCUUCGAGGCAAAUAAAAGUCAAAUACACCAAGUCAAUUGGCAUCUUCCUUGCAAUCAUCAAAUGUUUCUCCACAAGAAGUUAUGAAUGCCUAUUUUGAAGCUCUCUUUGAUGGUGCAAGGAAAGGGCGUUCAAAAGAGGUAAGUAAAAUAAAUAGCUCAAGUUGUGCAAGAUGAAAAUUCUCAGAAGCUGCUGCUUGGUGUGCCGGAGGCAUUUUGUAACCUUGUUCAUUUUGAAGCUGUGAAGCAGAUUCCUUCAGUUCUGAAGUUCCUGUACGAUGAGGAGAUAUUGAAGGUAUUAUGAAGGUUGUGACAUCAACUUGUGUAAAUCAUGCUAUUGACAUGGGAGAGGAAUCACUCCUUUCAGAGCAAUCGAUAGAGCAUUCUGUGUCUGGAGCAGCUGCAAAGCAAGGGUCUUAUAACUGCAGAGGAUAGAGAUGCUAUACCAAAAGGUCUAGCUGAAAUUCAGAGAAAUACUGAAAGUGGAAAAUUUACUUGGAGAGCUGAUAGAGAAGAUGUUCAUAUGAACAUAGAACCAACCUUGACAGAUUUAAUUGGAGAGCCAGCAAAAAUACCUUUUGAAAAUCUGAAUCAUCUUCCUUGUUCUUGUAUAUUAACACAGGCCUUGAUAAUUGUCUGUAUUUAUUUGUAUAAGGAUUCUGUGGGAGGUGCUUGAACUUGAUUGCAGGGUCUUAUAACUGCAGAGGAUAGAGAUGCUAUACUAAAAGGUCUAGCUGAAGUUCAGAGAAAUAUUGAAAGUGGAAAAUUUACUUGGAGAGCUGAUAGAGAAGAUGUUCAUAUGAACGUAGAAGCAGCCUUGA
This is a messenger RNA of Cryptomeria japonica (Japanese cedar), 4194 nucleotides long. Its product is annotated as pentatricopeptide repeat-containing protein At5g65560. The transcript is spliced from 5 exons. Gene Ontology annotation, molecular function: protein binding. Lineage: Eukaryota; Viridiplantae; Streptophyta; Pinopsida; Cupressales; Cupressaceae. The coding region runs from base 463 to 3327 and encodes 954 amino acids. The record is from RefSeq and is a predicted model, not a curated record.